AUUCCUAAUAGACAUAAGUUAGGUGCAUUAUUAUGUAGUAAAACAAUUACUAUUAUCAUACAACGCUAAUCGCUAAAGAAGGAGUUGUUGGUAGUCAAACAAAUUCGUUGGCGAGCUGAAAAAGGCAAAAGUGGAGUCGGCGACACAAGGCGGCCGGCGGCGGCACCACAAAUUUCCGGUGAAAUCCGCCUCGCUUUUCUAAUUCGACACUAGCAUCUGCAGCUUUCCUCUCCGAUCGUCGGCGGCGGCGGCCAUGAUCGACGAUUACGACGAAUACGGUAGGAAGCCGAUCGAGGUGCGCGCGACGGAGGCGCUGGGGCUCGGCUUCGACCUCGCCAGCGAUUUCAGGCUCAAGUUCGUGAAGAGAUGCCCCGGGGGAGGCAGGCUGGUUAUUCUGGACGAACGGCGCAAGCGAGACGUCGUCGUUCCCGGCGGCGGCGUCAUACGCGAUGUGCCGGAGAGUAUACAUAUCGACAAGGGGGAUCACGUGCGCUUCAAGUCGGAUGUGCUCCAGUUCAAUCAGAUGUCAGAGCUACUUAAUCAGAAAUCAUCACUACAAGGAAAAGUCCCUUCCGGAUAUCUUAAUGCCAUUUUCGACCUGAGCGGAACCUGGUUAAAUGAUGCUGCGGAUGCCAAGUAUUUAGCGUUUGAUGGCUAUUUCAUCUCAAUUUAUCAUCUACAUCUUACUGCAUCACCACUAGAACUCCAUGACCAUGUCAAGAAGUCUGUUCCAUCUCGUUGGGAUCCAGCAUCACUGUCCAGAUUUAUCCAGACAUAUGGAACACAUAUAGUUGUUGGAAUGGCUGUUGGAGGCCAGGAUGUGCUUUGUGUGAAACAAAAGUCAUCUUCUCCAAUUCCACCAGCUGAACUCAAGGGAUAUUUAGAGGAACUCGGAGAUUGUCUAUUCUCUGAUACUAAUAAUAGUCCUAUCUUGGAGAGAACGGCAAAAGACAACCGAAGGAAGGUCCCUGAAGUAUUUAGUCGUAUGCUACAGACACAUACAAUGCAGUUCACUAGCAUAACAGAAACAUCGAGCAAGGAUGGACUCACCCUUAUUUGGUCAAAAAGAGGUGGUGACGUGUUUGCACAAAGUCACUCUAGGUGGCUCCAGACUAUGGCAGCUAAUCCGGAAGCAGUACUUUUCAAAUUUGUACCUAUUACUUCUCUGCUGAAUGGAAUCCCUGGGAGUGGCUAUCUUAGUCAUGCCAUCAACUUGUACUUGAGAUACAAACCAUCAUUAGAGGAUUUGCCAUACUUCUUGGAGUUUCAAGUUCCUACACAAUGGGCUCCCUUGUUCUGUGAGUUGCCCCUUAGACACCAAAGGAGGAAGACAUCUUUCCCCUCCUUGCAGUUUAGCUUAUUGGGUCCAAAGAUACUUGUAAGCUUUUCUCAGGUUACAAGUGAUCAAAAGCCAAUUAUUGGUCUGCGCCUGUAUUUGGAAGGUAAGAAAAGCAAUCGACUGGCAAUUCAUGUACAACAUCUGUCGAGCCUUCCAAACAUAAUGACGACGCUCUCAGCAACGCACUGGCGGGGUUCGGAUGAAUACGAAUCCUGUGAUCAGUUCUUAGAACCAGUCAGAUGGCAGAGAUAUUCGAAUGUAUGCUCAUCGGUAGUCAAGCACGAUCCUAGCUGGACACGAGGAGAAUCCCUUGGCGCCUUCAUUGUGACCGGUGCACAGCUCGUGAUCAAGGGAAAAUGGCCCAAGAAAGUUCUCCACCUCCGUCUGCUUUAUUCCCACGUCCCCAACUGCACCAUCAGAAAAACAGAAUGGGCAUCCGCACCCGAAGCAUCUCGCAAGUCCAGUUUCCUCACAAAUCUGAGCACGACGUUCACCUUCACCCAGCGGGCAGUGGCCGAUGCCAGGCAGCCCCCAGCAGCUUUGAACUCCGGCGUGUACCCGGAUGGCCCUCCGGUCCCAGUUCGCUCGACGAAGCUGCUCAAAUACGUCGAUGCCACCGAGGUUGCCCGUGGCCCGUACGACAGCCCUGGGCAUUGGUUGGUAACAGCGGCUAAGUUGGUAACUGAUGGUGGCAAAAUUGGUUUGCAAGUGAAAUUUGCUUUGUUGGAUUAUUCCCAAGAAGCGUAGUUAGUUUUCUUUUCUAAAUGAGUGUUUUUUUUUUUUCUAAUUUGUUUGGUUUUGUUAUAAAUUAUUCUUUGUCCAUAAUAAUAUUGUGAUGCUGAUAGAAAUAGAAAGAGAAACAAA
This is a messenger RNA of Salvia miltiorrhiza (redroot sage), 2203 nucleotides long. Its product is annotated as MACPF domain-containing protein At1g14780-like. Gene Ontology annotation, cellular component: plasma membrane. Gene Ontology annotation, biological process: regulation of salicylic acid mediated signaling pathway; plant-type hypersensitive response. The record is from RefSeq and is a predicted model, not a curated record. Bases 254 to 2086 code for a protein of 610 amino acids. NCBI's taxonomy places the organism in Eukaryota, Viridiplantae, Streptophyta, Magnoliopsida, Lamiales, Lamiaceae. The transcript has 7 exons.